CACAUUUGUUUUAGACACUUAUUUGUAUGUUAUUCUAAUUAUGAAUAACUGUUAGAUAUUAAUUCAUCUCAUUCACAUCAUAUAUCAUUGAGUUUUAUUUAAUUUAUUUUUUGUUGAUAGAUGUUAGACGUUUAUCUAAUAAUGUCAUGAAGUUGAGUGGAGGCCACCUCAUUUUAUUUUUGUAAAUCAAGUAUGUAUUGUUCAUAAUAAUAACACAUAAUUCGUUGACAUUAGCACGUACACAUCAAAAUUAUGAAGUGUUCUUCUGUGUAAGUGUUUUUCUUGUAGCUUCUAUGUAAAUUUUCAUAAUUUUAGUCGGUUCUCCAAAAAGAACAAAAAAAUUCAAUAAUGAGUGAUAUAGCAAGCAUCCCAGUGGCUCUCCCCGCAUUGGAAUUCAUCAUGACUACUCAACAUCAACCUCGGCAUUUAACAAACACUAUGAGCGCUCCACUGCCAACUUUGCUUCCACGUCCGGCUAUCGUAAGUGGUGAUGGUUUACUGCCACAUGAUAGAUGUGGAUUAAUGAGUAAAUUGGAUACGGAUUCCGAAGAAGAUUCGAUAAGUGAAACAGGAAAUAAGGUAAUGAAGAACGAAAUAAAUAUGUCGAGAACUUUGGGAUUGAAAAAACGGAUUAAUAACGAAGAUAUUAAACAGAAAUUCCUUAAUUUGGAGAACGAACACAAAAAAAUUCACACCCAAAUCAAAUCACUACAAAAUAAUUUAAUGAAACGAGAUCAGGCGGUUAAUGAAUUAUCAUUGGAAAAUACGGAAUUAAAUAAAAAAUAUGAAUCUUUAAUCGUUGAUAUAAAUCAGAAAAAUUGUCACCUUAUUGAAUAUGCUACCAUCAAUAAAACCUUAGAAAAACAGUUGGAAAAGAAAAAUGUAGAACUCAAUCAAUUACACGUAAAAUGUGAAAAAUCUGAACAAAUAAAAUCAAACUUAAUUAAAGAUAUUGAAUACUAUAAAACAGAACUUCAUCAUUUAAAAGGACAAAAAGAUCAUCUUAGAGAUUUUGAAGAAUUGAGAAAAAAAUAUAAUGAAAUUAAACGAGACAACAUUAAAUUAGGCCAAAAGUUUCGUGAAUUAAAGAACAGCGACGCCGAACAUCAACAAAAAGCUUUAAGUUAUAGUGUUCUUUCAAAAAAAUUUGAAUUACUUCAAGCUGAUAUCAUUAAGUUUCGGAUGGAAAAUAAACGUUUAAAAUGUAAACAAUUUUCAAUCGAGCAAGAUUUAAUUUCUCACCAACAAUUACAUAGUUCUUAUAAAUCAAUAGAAAACGAAAACGCCGCUUUAAAAGAAAGCAUAGCAAACGGGCAAUCAAUUGACGCUCAACUUCAAGCCGAAUUAAGUAAUUUACGUAAAGAUAAAGAACAGUUAGAAAAAGAAAUUAAAAUUAAAGAUGAAAUUAUUAAUGAAUUAAAAGAUAAAGUUGGUACAACUACAGAUGCGGUUGAAAGUUUAAAAAAUACUUGUUCUUCCACCGAAAAGUAUGCCGAACUUUUAUCCGAACAAAUUAAUACUUAUAAAUUAAAAUGUGAAGCUUUAGAAGCGGAAUUAAUUAAAUUCCAAGAAAGUAAAAACGAUUCAUCUGCCGAGGUUCAAGCUUUAAAAGAAGAAGUGAAAAAAUUAAAAAUACGAUUAGGACAAAUGUUGAUUGAUAAAGAUGAUCCAGGAAUUCGAACAGUAUCGCAAUCCCAAACUUCUCAAACCGAGGACGAAGAUGAUUGUAUAAAUUGUCACUUUUUACGACAGGAAAUUGAAAAACUAGGAUACGCCAAUUUACGUUUACAUAAGGAAAAACUGAAUUUAAAAGCGAACUUUCAAAAACUAAGCGUUAAAACAUCCAAGUUGGAAAUAAAAAUGGAAGAACUUUCUGCGGAUAAAAAGCUUCCAAGUACAGUUUCCGUAGUUAAUAGAAAUAACGCUAAAGAAGUUGUUCAAAAAGAAGUUAUUAUACAACAAAACUUAAUGUUAACGAAAAAAUUAAAAGAUGUAAUCGAAAAUUAUGAUAAACUUCUGAAAGAGUAUAUUUUAUUGCAACAAGACAAGAUUCCUACGGCUUCACAGGUUGAAUCUAGCAGUAUUUUUCAAGAACUUCAAGAACGUAUUAGUAGUUCGCAAAUUGCCAUCACAUCUAUCGAACAUAAAUUAAAUGAGGAGGAAGGGAAAUUACACGCCUCUAUGUACCAUCUACGGUCGGUUAAAAAUAAACUAAGUGAACGUAAAAUGACUUUAAAGUAAAAAAACGAGAUUGUGUUUUAUUUUCUUUUUCAUAUUUGUGUUGUUUAAUCAUUUCCAUUCAUAAUAAAGAAAAUGUCAUUGAA
This is a messenger RNA of Onthophagus taurus, 2324 nucleotides long. RefSeq lists its product as uncharacterized. The record is from RefSeq and is a predicted model, not a curated record. NCBI's taxonomy places the organism in Eukaryota, Metazoa, Arthropoda, Insecta, Coleoptera, Scarabaeidae.